AUGUCAGCACACGCAACCACUAGCUCACCACUACUGUCGUGCAUAGACACAUACUGCGCAGUACCACCGCUCCCCACACCCAACCCGGGCACACUCUCCUGGAUAGUUUUCCCUGCUGCGUCAUUACCAACCCGCGAAACAAACUUGGUGCUGUCACAAACAUACCCACUCGCCCUCGCAAUAUUGUACCCAACACCGCCAAUAGAAUUCGUGACGGUGCCAAUAUUCGAGUCCCCCAUUUUGGUGCUUGGUCCAAGUUUCGCCAUCGUAUCGAGUGCAACCGACCCAACUACCAAAACAGAUGCAUCCCUCUCCUAA
This is a messenger RNA of Candida albicans SC5314, 318 nucleotides long. RefSeq lists its product as uncharacterized. NCBI's taxonomy places the organism in Eukaryota, Fungi, Ascomycota, Pichiomycetes, Serinales, Debaryomycetaceae. The record is from RefSeq and is a predicted model, not a curated record. The coding region runs from base 1 to 318 and encodes 105 amino acids. The transcript has a single exon.